UUCCGAAUAUUUCAAUAUGACUAAUCAAGUAAAAAGGAUUACAAGACAUUAAUUAUGUUAAUCACCCAUAGUAUAAAAUUCUCCGACAUUAUUAAUUCCUAGUAUUAAUUAAUGAUUAAAACACAAACCUUGUAAUAAUAAUAGAGACGCGUUUAGAAAGAAGAAGAAGAAAACCUAACUCCGUUGUGUAGUUCCGAAGUCGUAACCUGCUCCAUUAUCUAUGGACAACACACCAAUCCUCUCUUCUCUCUCCUUUUAUAUAUGUCAUCCACUUCCGUACCUGUCGUCUCUAAUUAAUCGCAUUUAAUAAACGCGUCUCAAGUCCGACAUUGCGUCGGUGUUGUCACCAUAAUCUUCUUCUUGACUCUAUAUCGAAAAAAGCUUCCAACUUUAUCUCGUUAACCGAAACUCCGGCGACAAAGCUUCUACCUUUAUGUUCUAAAAUCGAAACUCCGGCGAUAAAGCUUCUAUUUUAAUUUGUAAAUUGAACUUCCGGCUGAAUUUUAACCGGAGUAUGUAGAUUCCGGCACACAGGUGUUUAUCUUUCUCUUACUGUAUUUGUCCGUUACUGUUACAUUUCUUUAUUGCGUUAAUCAAAAUUCCGGCGAUAAAGUUUGUACCUUUCGCCGGAGAAUGCAGAUUCCGGCAGACUGGUCUUUGUCUCUCUGUUUUUUUGCAGUCUUUGUCAGUUGAAACGCCGUCGUUUUUUGGUGAAAUUACUUUUACAGUUCUUUUAGCGAAAUGUUUGGUGAAGAAAGAAAGCAGAAGACUUUAAUUUUGCGAUCGCUUUCUCUUAUAACGUUUUCUGCGUUGUUUUUCGCCCAACUUGCCUUUUUUUCUCUCUCUGUUCUUAUGGUGUCGGUAACGCAGUUUCUGCGUUUGCGUUUGUAAACGUUACUGGAAGUUUAGUGUAUGUGUAUCUCUUUGUGAUUGAUACGAAGUUUGAUUAAUAAAUGCUUCUGAUUUGAUGAAUAUUUGGUUGCUCUUAAUUUUCAAGAUUCUUUCUUUAUUUCCCAAGAUUUUGUUUCCUUUCAAAGUCCAAGUAAAAUAUUCAGUAAGGUUUUCUUUUCUUAAAUCCGAAAUUUGAUUGAGAAAAAUCUCUUCUGAUUUUGUGAUGUUUCAGGCUUUGAAGAAAUGAAUAAGCAACGAAGAAGAAACGUUCAGGCUCAUGGAUGUUUGGCUCGGAUGGUGAAUCUGUUUGAUUUUGGAACUGUUGGUAAUGGAAAGAAACUGCUCACUGAGAAACCCCAUUUUGAUCAUGGGUCUAUCAAGGGGAAUCAAUUUGAUCAGAUAGAAGAUAAAGUUGAUGUGAGGAAUGGUGGAGUCAAUGGAACACCAAUGAAGAUGCUUUUAGAACAGGAAAUGUCGAAAGAAAUGGAAGUUAAGCUAAGUUCGACAAAUUUGGUUGCUAAGUUGAUGGGUCUUGAUUCGUUUCCUCAGACACAAUCUGCUCCUAGGAGUUAUAGUUCAAAGCCUCGUCUAAAGAGGUCGUUAAGUCACGGGGAAUAUAAAAAUGUCUAUGAGAUAUGGCAGAAAGAGGGGGAACUAAGUAGUAAUGGUGUGGAGGGAUUAAGCAAGAAGAAGAUGGACAUUGUCCGUGAAAAGUUCUUGGAAGCGAAGCGUUUGGUUACAGACGAUGAACUUCGACAUUCUAAGGAGUUUCAAGAAGCUAUGGAAGUUUUGAGUUCGAAUAAGGAGUUGUUCCUCGAGUUUUUGCAGGAGUCGAAUAACUUCUUCUCUCAUCAUCUCCACAGUUUCCAGUCCACAGAUCCACCAACCUCAGAGAAGUCUAAGCGGAUCACUAUUUUGAAGCCUUCAAAGACCGUUGCUGAUGAAAAGUUUGGAAAUGAACCAGCCAUUGAAUCUUCGAGAGACGGAAGUAAGAGUGGCAAGGGUCUUGAUUUUUUCAAAUGGCCGGUUGAAGAAGAAUAUCCGACAAAGCAAUCAACUCGAAUAGUUGUUCUGAAACCUAACGGUCAAGUCACAAAGGCUUCAUCAUGUCCAACCUCUCCAAGAGGUUUUGAGGGGAGAGAGUCAAGAGAUGUGGCUAGGAGAGUGAAGAGCCAGAUACUUAAGGAAGAAACUUUACAAUCUUCUGUCUUUUCCAACGGCUAUAUAUGCGAUGAUAGUUCUCUUAACGACUACGCAGAUUCUGAAAUCAUGUCACCGGUUUCUAGGCAUUCAUGGGAUUAUAUAAACAAGUAUGAUAGCCCUUUUUCUUCUUCGCCUUUUAGCAGAGCCUCGGGUUCUCCAGAGUCAUCAUCUGUCUGCAGAGAGGCCAAGAAACGGCUUUCUGAAAGAUGGGCAUUGAUGGCAGCAGCCAAUGAGAAUUUGCAGGAGGCCAAAGUUAUUGAAAAGAAAGGCUCUAAUAUUUCCUUAGGUGAUAUGCUUGCACUUCCAGAUUUAAGAGAAGAUCUUAUAACUGAAGAAGAAGAAACAAGCAAUGGUAAUGAACAGGAGGGUCCUAAAGUAUCUGCAUCUUGCUUUGAUGGUAAUUUCAGUAGAGAAGAAGGAAAGUUAAAGCCUCCUAAAGGCCUUACACGAUCAAAAUCUCUCCCUGAAUCAUCGACAAGUCUUGGUCACAAAUCCCUAGAUAGUUCCAACAAGAGUAAAUCAUCCAGAGUUCCAGAGGAGCUGACAAAGUCAAAGAGCUUGAAAUGGUCUCUGAAAGGUAAAGUCUCAAACUUUCUUUUCUCAAGGAGCAAGAAAGCCAGUAAGGAGAGAUCUUAUGAGGAAUCCCCUGAAAUCUUGGAUUCUCGGUGUAACAAUGAAUAUGAUGCAUCAGUGUCUGCCAGAAUCAUGACUUCUCGGGAGGGAGGCUUAUCAAUUACAAAGCCGACCAUUUUCGGAAACUCUAGCGAGUGGCGCGAUGAGCCUAGUCCCAUUUCAGUCCUGGAAACUUCUUUUGAUGAGGAGGAUGGAAUCUUUUUUAAUUCCUCUAUCUUGAAUAGAUCAUCAUCUUCUCUUGAACGGGAGAUGAAAUCCAACUUAUUAGGAAAAUCACCUCCCAUAGGGUCUAUUGGUCGGACCUUAUCAUUCGAUGACUCAACAGUAGCUCGGUGUUACUCAUCUAAACGCUCUACUACUUCCGCAAGAGACGAGGAAGAAGACUUGCGCCUCCUUAUCAACACACUCUUAUCAGCAGCUGAUCUCGAUGCAAUCUCGGACAAUCUUUUGUCUAAAUGGCAUUCCUCAGAGAGCCCACUAGACCCAUCUCUGAGAAACAGCUACGCAGACUCAACGGAACAGAAAAGACUCGGAUCAAACGUGAAGAAUCUAGUGUUUGACCUCGUCAACACGCUGCUCUUGGAGCUAACACCGAGCUAUCUUGGACCUCGUAGUAGUCCCAUGAUCCUCUCUGGUAAGCCAUUGGGGGUUUAUGUGAUAAACAGAAUGCAAGAGUGUUUAACGGGUAACGGAAGAGUGGAAGAUCGGUGGUGGGAUGAAGACGGAGACUUGAGCAGUUUGGCGGUGAAUAAAGUGGUGAGGAUUGAAGUAGCUGAGAUUGGUUCACAGGAGAGUUUGAGAUUGGAAAUGGAUUCCAUGGGAGAGGAAUUAGAAUUGAAGUUGCUGGAGGAGUUAGUGGAGGAGGCUUUGAUGGAUUUGUCAGAACAAUCCAAAUUAUUCAUUCCAAGUAUUUGUUAAUCAUAUGUAUAUUAUAUGGUUUUAUUGUGUGUAUAAUAUGAAUCUCGUUCUCUAUUUUGGUUUUCUUUUGGGGGUGACUGAUAGUGGAAAGUAGUGUUUCAUAUAGCCUCAAUGUUUAUAUACUAAUGUCUCAAGAAUCAAGAUUGUUCCAUACUUUGGGGUUAUAACUUAUAAAUAUGGAUUUUCCUCA
Molecule: messenger RNA, 3835 nt
Organism: Arabidopsis thaliana (thale cress)
Lineage: Eukaryota; Viridiplantae; Streptophyta; Magnoliopsida; Brassicales; Brassicaceae
Gene: TRM21
Product: methyl-coenzyme M reductase II subunit gamma, putative (DUF3741)
Exons: 5
Coding region: 1135-3645 (836 amino acids)
Source: RefSeq, marked reviewed